Messenger RNA from Sclerotinia sclerotiorum 1980 UF-70, 564 nucleotides. RefSeq lists its product with no specific name. NCBI's taxonomy places the organism in Eukaryota, Fungi, Ascomycota, Leotiomycetes, Helotiales, Sclerotiniaceae. The record is from RefSeq and is a predicted model, not a curated record. Bases 1 to 564 code for a protein of 187 amino acids. The transcript has 4 exons.
AUGCUUGGAAUCGUGGAAGUUACCGAGGAAGACGAAAAUGUAUUGAUAUUGGAAGAAUCAACUUUGUUGGUGGUAAAUGAGCUAGAUCCACUUCUCGUUGAAGAUGAAGAAGAGGAUUUAUCAUCGGAAGAAUCAGCACCUUCAGUGGCCGUUGAACUAGAUUCACUUUUUGUUGAAAAUGAAGAAGAAGCACUAAUGGUGGCAUGGGGCCAUGUUGUAAUCCCUGCUGCGGAAGUAUGGCCUGAUCCCUGUGAGUUAAUUCUCGAGUUUUGUGAGGACAGCAGGGUAGAUGAAGAGGUUGACGAAGUCGUAUCCAUUUCUGUUGCGAACUCGGUCGUUAUUAUCGAGCUGACCAUGGUCGUUGAUUGUUGGGUGAUAGUCAAGAGCGACGUAUAUGUUGCUUUCGCAUGGACCGCUAAGGGUAUUCUCGAUCCUGGAAGUUCCUUAAUAGAGAUGAGUGGAGAUAGCAUACAAGCAGAAGGUGCCCCAAGGGUACAUGCAAGGCCUGCCAGAAAAACGAAGCCUGUUGUUGUUUUCAUAUUGAAGUUUGUGUUGAUCGUUUGA